UUUUCUCUCAACCACCACCGCCGACAAUAUCGACAAGGACAGCAACAAUGGAUGACGCCUGGCAAUCACAAGAUAUUGCACCUUCUGGGAUUAGCAUUCCCACGCACGAGGCCAAUAUGAAUGGCGGACCUGCUGGUAGGGAGGAGCAGAACUGGAAUGGCAGUGCUCGCUCACCUGGCAGAGACCGUGGGGGUGAACCUCCCAGGCGCUCUAGCCGCAGCAGGAGCCCCGUAAGGGAUGACAGAGGUCGUGGAGGUGACAGCGGUGGUCACAACCCUGGAAACAAUCUUCAUGUUUCAAACUUGAGCCACCGUGUUGAUACGCGUGACCUUGAGGCGGCGUUUGCUAAAAUUGGCCGUGUCAAAAAGGCUUCGGUCAUGUACGACCCACACACCCGCGAGUCUCGUGGGUUUGGGUUUGUCACCAUGGAGACUUCUGAGGAGGCCGAUGCUGCCAUCACCGCGCUCAACGCGACUGAUCUCAUGGGGAAGACUUGUACCGUAGAAAGGGCCCGCCGUGGACGUGCGCGUACUCCUACGCCUGGAAGGUAUUACGGUCCUCCCAAGCGCCAUGACAAUGAGCGCCCAUAUGACCCGCGUCCUUACGACAGCCGUUAUUCCCGUGACUACGACGAUCGUCGUCGUGGAGGUCGCCCUGAUGAUCACCGAGGUGGAGGUGGAGGUGGUGGCGGCGGAGGUAGAGACUACGACCGUGGUAGCUACCGUGACUAUGACCGAGGAUACAGCGGGGGUGGUGGCGGUGGCGGCGGUGGACGCGACUACGAUCGUGGUGGCGAUCGUGGUGGCCGCGACUACGAUAGGAGAUACUAAAUGUACUCGCUCUGAACACGGACCAUUUCGCGUUAUGUUUUGCUUUCGUUGAUAUGUAUUCCAUAAGUAACUCUGGUGAAUUCAAGCCUGUUGCAUGAUGGAUCA
This is a messenger RNA of Suillus clintonianus, 935 nucleotides long. RefSeq lists its product as uncharacterized. Bases 48 to 830 code for a protein of 260 amino acids. NCBI's taxonomy places the organism in Eukaryota, Fungi, Basidiomycota, Agaricomycetes, Boletales, Suillaceae. The record is from RefSeq and is a predicted model, not a curated record. Gene Ontology annotation, molecular function: RNA binding. The transcript has 6 exons.